Molecule: messenger RNA, 751 nt
Organism: Aspergillus novofumigatus IBT 16806
Lineage: Eukaryota; Fungi; Ascomycota; Eurotiomycetes; Eurotiales; Aspergillaceae
Exons: 6
Coding region: 1-735 (244 amino acids)
Source: RefSeq, a predicted model, not a curated record
AUGUUCAAGCCCUCUGCCAAACACCUGCUGCUCGCCGCUCUGGUUACCCAGCUUCUCCCAAGCAUCAGCGCGCUCAUCGACCAUCGUCGUUUGGAUCCCUACUCCGCAAUGCCACAGCCACGUACUCUGAUGAUCUCUCUCUUUCAUCCCGUCCCUCCACCAAGCUGUUGCCCCUCCCUGACGUCCUACAUGGACCCCAUCACCGCAACAUUCGAGGAUGAACAGUACGCACAGGCUGGCAUCCCAGCCGGCGCCUUCGGCUCACUUACACUUCGAACCUGCAUGCCUUGUCGGCCUUCAGAUUCUACAUUAAAUCGACAUGUCUUGCUAAGUUACACUUUCACUGCAGACUGUCCAGCACUGGGCUACAUCGUCGUAACCAUCGACCAUCCCUACGACGCAGGCAUCGUGAGAGACGUAUCCUUCGUCCUCGAUCAGCUUUAUAUCCCAUCUGUCAUUUCUAGGCUCAUCCCACGCCGAAUUGCGCCGUUCAUGUUGAUGGCGCGCAGCAAGCGGAAGAAUUUGACUACUGAUGUGAGCUGGGGCGCUCUAUGGGGCCGAAGGCUGAAGGUCUACGAACAUGGUACGUUUACGGAUUUGGCGGUGGCUGCUGAUUUGAUUUGGUCUCAGAGAGGAAUAUCCGGCACAGACGGCCGCAUUCUUUGGAGUAUCGAUGGGGAAGAGCCCAUCAGGCUAUUGCUACUUAUACGAGCAGAUUCUUUGACUUUGUUUUGAAGGGGGAAGAAACAUG